Molecule: messenger RNA, 1798 nt
Organism: Drosophila subobscura
Lineage: Eukaryota; Metazoa; Arthropoda; Insecta; Diptera; Drosophilidae
Product: Golgi resident protein GCP60
Exons: 4
Coding region: 129-1604 (491 amino acids)
Cellular component (GO): Golgi membrane
Molecular function (GO): fatty-acyl-CoA binding
Source: RefSeq, a predicted model, not a curated record
UGUCGCACAACGGUCACACUUGUCGAAAACGUCACACACAAAUUUCAUUCUUUUUUUGUUUUGAUUGUGCGAAUUUUGUAUAGGGGCAAACCGACUUUGGAAACAUCGGGAAAACACUGGCGGCAAUUAUGGAGACCGCGACAAGCAGCAGCGACACACCAGCAACGUCAGCCGCACCCCCAGUCCAAGCCGCAGAGAAAUGGGGCUUUCCGCUGCAAGAACUCUACCGACUUGCAUUCACAUUCUACAAACAGAACUCGGGCAAAGCCAUUCACUUGUCCUACGAGGACAAUCUAAAGCUAAUUGCCUUCAAGCAGCAGGCCUCGCUGGGACCCUUCAAAACGAACGAUGCCCCGGCUUUGGGCGUGCUCGAUGUGAUUGGCCGCGAUCGCCAGCAGCACUGGCAGCUUCUGGGCGACACAAGCCGCGAGCAGGCAAUGGAGGGGUUCAUUGAUCUGCUGGACACGAUGUGCAGUGCAUUUCGGCCCUACAUCGAGGCGGUGCGUCAGGAUCGCGAUGAGACUUUGCGCAAAGACCUGCGCCGCAUGGAACUCGAGAAGGAGGUGGCACAGAAGCAGGAGCGCGAGCAGCAGGAGCUGCUGGAGGAGGGCUACAAGGAGGAGCUGCAACGUCGUCAGCUGCAGGACGCUCUCAACAAGCAGACCUAUCAGCAGUUCAAGCUUUAUGCCGAGAAACAGUUUCCGGGAAAUCCAGAGCAGCAGGCUGUGCUCAUACACCAGUUGCAGCGGGAGCACUACCAUCAGUAUAUGCAGCAGUUGCAUUUGCAAAAUCAAAACCAAACACAGGCGCAGACACAGACACAGAACCAGACCCAGGUACAGGAAAAAGCACAGCAGGAAAAGGAGGACAUGCCUCCAGCCAACAACAAUAAUAGCAGCAUCGAGCUAGCGAAUGCCAUGGAGGGUUUAAAACUGAACGAUUUUGAGCAGCAGACAGUGGCGCAGCAGGAGCAGGGGCAGGGGCAUGACGAACAGGUACAGACACAGGUUGGCGGGGAGUAUGGACAGGAGACUGGACAUCAUGGAAGCGAUGAGUACGAUGAUUAUGUGAUGAUACGACCCGCCAAAAUCUGGACACGACCCGACAUCGAGCAGUUCAAGACUGAAGUGUCUGCAGGCGAUGGCGAUGGCGUCAUUACCAUUGGCCAUGGCGACACGGUGACGGUUCGUGUGCCCACCAAUAUGAAUGGAAAGUGCAUCUUUUGGGAAUUUGCCACGGACAACUACGACAUUGGAUUUGGCAUUUACUUUGAGUGGGCCAAGCCGGUGACCAAUGAGGUGACGGUGCACGUGAGUGACAGCGAUGAGGAGGAGGAUUGCGUGGAUGAGGACUAUCUGUCCACCACCGAGGACUUGGAGUCGGGCACAUUGUCGCAGGACCACACUGGCCUGAACAAUCCGACUGCCGCCUCAAAGGCGCCCAUCUCAAUUAUUGUGCCCAUCUAUCGGCGCGAAUGCUACAACGAGGUCUAUGUCGGCUCGCACUCCUACCCCGGCGAGGGCGUCUACUUGCUGAAGUUCGACAACAGCUACAGCAUCUGGCGCUCCAAAACCCUGUACUAUCGCGUCUACUAUGAGCGCUAAGAGGCCAAAUAGGUAUACCCAUACCCCUCCCAGUUACUUAAGCGGAAUCAAUUAAUCUAAAUCUAAAUAUUCACUGUGCAAGCCGCCAUUGCAUGGCUCUGUGCACAUUCUGUGUGGGUGUUGGUGUAUGUAUUAUGUGUGUGUAUACCUGUGCGUGGUAUACGUUAAUCCAUCUCCAAAAAAUCAAAACAAAA